Moesziomyces aphidis is the source of this 1386-nucleotide messenger RNA. Lineage: Eukaryota; Fungi; Basidiomycota; Ustilaginomycetes; Ustilaginales; Ustilaginaceae. The record is from the annotation of a GenBank genome assembly.
AUGGCCCGGCCCUUCGUGCGCGGUGCUCUAGGUCCGCUGGUCCGAUGCACGGUGGAGGUAGCAGCGGCGCCGUCUCGCAGCGCCGGGCGCACUGUCACGCCCAGCUUCGCACCGACGGCUCGCUCGUCGAUACUCCCAUUCGCCAACCGAACAGCAUGGCGUCGUCCAGAAUGGAGGAGCUUCACGAGCUCGUCGAAGACUUCACUCGCAGACCCUUCAAGGGAAGCUCCUUCGUCAAGCAGCGCCGGAAACCCAAGUCCAAGGCCGCAAGACAAGGACGAGGACCGCCCAUCGGGCAGAGAGUCUGAUCCCGAGCAGGUCUCGUUUGCGCAUACACCACAGGACGAGGCACCGACAAUAGCGACGCGUUCUGCGUCCCAAUAUUCCGAGCCCUCGCAGCGACCUUGCUCGACUGCGCGCAAGCAGGGUGAUGCUGACUCGCCGCCAGACCUGCAAUCGCGUCUGCGCGGUCUCGCCUCCUCGCUCCCAACCUUGGACGCGCUCACGUCCUCUGCGUCGCUAUCCUCUGCCGUUUCAGCGGCGAGCCAACGCACACGCGCACUGGCCUCCGACAUGCGCAGUCGGCUGUCGACGCUGGCGGCGCAGUACAACACCUACUCUGGCUAUGCGGCGAUCGAGUCGCUCAAGCAGCAAAUCACACUGCUCGAAUCGGACCUCGACUCGAAGCGCACGCUUGCCGCCCAGGCCAAGCGGGACUACCUCGAUUCCGUGCAGAGUCGAAGUGCAUCUCAGCGCGAGACGAAUGGCUUGCUAUCGCGCAAGCACUCCUGGACCGAAUCGGACCUCAGUCGAUACACGCAGCUGCUGCGUGCGGAACAUACGAUGAGCAAGCACGAAGGCGAGGCGGAAAAGAGGCUCGAGCAGACGGAAGCCGAGGUGCAAAAGGCAUUCGAUAGCAUGAUGAAGGCAGUCAUGGUGCGCUAUCACGAAGAACAGCUGUGGUCCGAUAGGAUGCGUGGCAUGAGCACGUACGGAAGCUUGAUCGUCGCCGGUCUCAACGCCUUUUUGUUCAUCCUCGCCAUCUUACUCGUGGAGCCGUACAAGCGUAAGAAGCUCGCACAGACCUUCGAGUCGCGCCUCGUAGCGGCCGAACACGAGUCGAGACAGCUCAUCCUCGCCAGCGUAGAGCGCUUCCAACACUCGCUCGACACCGCCCUCACCCCACCACCAUCCCCUGCUGUUGAGCCCGACAAUCUCCCCGUCGAGGCUCUACCCCCCGCGCCAGUCGAGGUGCAGGCGACAGAUGAAGCGGCUAGCCAGAUUCGCACGCGCAAGCACCAAGAGGAACGCCUCGUCUUCGCCUCCACCCUCGGCGUCGUCGUAGGCGCCGCACUCUCGCUCCUCAUCGGCGCCUGCUGGACAUAA